This is a messenger RNA of Aspergillus melleus, 327 nucleotides long. RefSeq lists its product as uncharacterized. Bases 1 to 327 code for a protein of 108 amino acids. Lineage: Eukaryota; Fungi; Ascomycota; Eurotiomycetes; Eurotiales; Aspergillaceae. The transcript has a single exon. The record is from RefSeq and is a predicted model, not a curated record.
AUGGUGGGCUCUUUGGCGGUCCAGCAUCGAAAAGCAAAAACGGGCUCAAAAAGCCAAAGCGCAAGAGCAAGUACGUCAGGACUGGCUGAAGCGGCUUCGGCCAAGGCGUUCCCGAAGCUCUCCUAUACUCGCUCCGGGCAAAAAUCGCACCUCGCCAACGGCCCCCAGGACACGACCUGGGCUCCAGGCCUAACUGAUGCCGAAAGCUAUGUGAUUGAAAAACACAUUUAUAUCGCUAUUUGGUUGGCUCAAACCUUGGGAAAUACUCAUCGGUAUUCCAGCACCGGUGUGCCGAUUCAUGGACCUGUCGCAAGGAUCUGUAUUUAG